Messenger RNA from Triticum dicoccoides, 811 nucleotides. RefSeq names its product RING-H2 finger protein ATL79-like. Lineage: Eukaryota; Viridiplantae; Streptophyta; Magnoliopsida; Poales; Poaceae. The record is from RefSeq and is a predicted model, not a curated record. The transcript has a single exon. Bases 137 to 679 code for a protein of 180 amino acids.
GAAAGAAACCAUACAAAAAGCCAAGGCCAUUGCCAAACCCAGACAACGACGUCUCCUUGCAGGCUCGCCCUCCUUCACUCAUUCACUGUCGACUCCCACUCCAAGCCGUCGACAGCACUCUCCAGAGACCGAGGCCAUGGCACGCCGGGCCAACCACACCGCCUCGCCCCCCAUGAACGCCACGGCGGCGACCAUGGUCAUCUCAUCUCCGCCCCUGCCCCACGCCACCGGCGACGCCUGGGGCCCCUACUCCAGCUCCCGGGCAUUCUUCUCCAACGUGGCCACCAUCCUCAUCAUCCUCGCCUGCGUCUCCCUCCUCGCUUUCUCCCUCCACGCCGCCGCCCGCUUCCUCCUCCGCCGCCUCGCCCGCCGCCGCGCCGCUCGUGCGCGGGCGCAGGCGCAGGGGCAGCCACAGCCGCCGAAGCCUCCGUCCGACGCCGCGGCCGCCGAAUUCUCUGUGGAGGCCGGCCCAGGGGCGGGCGUUCAGUUGGCCGGCGGAUGGGGCGACGCGGAAUGCGCCAUCUGCCUGUCGGAGCUGGCGGACGGCGAGCGCGUCCGCGUGCUCCCGGCGUGCGGCCACGGCUUCCACGGGGCCUGCGUGGACGGGUGGCUCGCGGCGCGCGCGUCCUGCCCCACCUGCCGCGCGCCGUCCCGGCUGUCGCGGGCCGGAGAGCCCUAGCCAAACCAGGCCGCUGUCACCUCCGGCGCUGGGUCGGUCAUGGAUCCAUCGUCACUCUGUCUGUACCGCCGACAAGAAGCGACAUCAAGUGCAUCACGGUGGGGGAGCUUGCCGGAGCUCAGCUCUGUCGUC